CAGGAACGUAGUCUUAUUUCACACGCGAACCACAUAACACGUUCACGCAUCGCCAGCUCCAGAAUCGGGUGAAAUCGCAAAUUAGCAAAAUAUAUUUCAUUUAACAAGGACCAAUCUGGACACAACAUUUCUCAGUGUUGACAAUAAAUCAUGACAGCGAAAAAUCGAUAUUUUGUCAUCUUCGCGAUUUCGCUGUCACUCUUUAUCGGAAAUAUCGAAGCGGGAUGGAAGUUUUGGAAAAAGGAGACUACUACUACUACCACCACGACACCAACUCCCGAAAAUGUUCAACUCACUCCAUCUCCGACACCGGAAUUAACUAGGCCGCAGGCCACGACGGCCAAAGGGUCAACAGUACCUGCUGUAAACACGGGAGGCGCUAUAAUAGGUGCUGCUAAUCCGGGACUAGCUAUCGGCGCGGGAACUACCGGACAAAAUGUACCAAACAACGUACGACCCGGUCGACCUAAUCCUGGAACAGAGGUCGGCCAGCACGUCGCCCUUCCAAAGCUAAAUAGACCGGCAGCCGAUGGCGGCCAGAAUUAUCGAAAUUGGGCUGCAGAUCUUACUGGAGCUGGAGAACCGCCCCGAAAUCAGCCAUCGAGAAUACCUAUUCAAGGACCUCAAGGACCUCAAGGACCUCAACCACCUCAAGGACCUCAAAGACCUCAAGAACCAAUAAGUGGUGGCCAGACACAGCCCAAUUUACCAUCUACAGACUCAAGGCCGCAGCCAAAAACGAGUCAACCUGCGGCUCCUAACCGGAUACCAGGAAACAUACCGACCCAACCGACUCAACCGUCGUCCACAGGUCCAAGACCAGGAAGCAUGCUCGGGAUUGCCGUGCAGCCUACACGGCCUCAGGUAACGCCUGACCCUAUCGCUGCGAUUUCCGGUGAUCGAAGCAGACCGGGCACACCGACCUCUUCUAUUUCGGGAGCAUCGUGGCCCGACGUUGCUGGCGGUGAUAGUAGAUCCGCUUCGCUUACAGGAUCGCCGAGACAACCUGAUUAUCCUAGACAACCGAAUGUGGAUGCAUCGGGCUUAAAUUCUGUAGGUGCCGGCGGAACAAAUCAGAACAGACCGAGUACACCAUCCCCGAGCCCAGGAAAAUCGUGGGCCGACGUUACCGCCGGUGGUAGUAGACCUUCUUCGCCUACAGGACUCCCUAGGCAACCCGCUCCAGGUGGUGAGAAUGAUCGCAGAACCAUAGGAAGACCGGCUCAACCUGACGAUUCUCGGCCGCCAUCUCCGGGAGUCGCUUCUCCCGGCACUUCCGCCACGAGUACUGUGGAUCCAAAUAAAAAUAAAAAAGUGUACUCCAGCAAUCCAACGUACAGUAGAGGGAACACGGUUACUGACGAGGACUUGGAGAAGCUUUCCGAGGCGCUUUAUAUUAAAGAGACGAAUAAUGCGAAUCGAUACAUAACACUUAAUGUGCAAAAGCCGACCACCAGCAGUAGCCCGAUAGACCAAGCUCCACAGCCGUUGCUCACGGUGAGCCCCGAAGCGUUGCAGAUUCCUACGGUUCAGAGGGUCCUAUCCAUAUUUGACAAUUAUCAAUUGGACACUCACACGAACGAGUAUAUUAGUCCAGCGCAAAGACAAGAGGAGAGUCUCCUUGUCGAUACCUUCUUAAGUACUAACGUGAUGGCCACAGCGAUGCGUUUCCUUGCCGACAAGAGUUUCAUCAGGCAGGAUUAUUAUGAGUACAAAGACACAUUGAGGAGAAUCUGGUUCAAUUUGUUCUCACGUGGACAAGGUAAGAUCGGUAGUACCGGAUUCGAGCACGUCUUCAUGGCGGAGACGAGACAAACGGAUUCAAAUACGGAGGUACUUGGUCUGCACAACUGGAUCUACUUCAACGCGGAAGAAAUGAAGAGACACGUCGACUAUUUAGGUUACAUCAACAAAGUCGAUUUAGGAAACAAAGGGUCCAUCGUUAAGGUACACGCAAAAUUCAAUGGCCACGACAAACCGGUUACGGCGCUGUUCGUCGGUACGUCGCCGGAAUUGGAAAUGGCGCUCUACACUGUCUGCUUCUACGUGAGACCGGACGGGAAAUGCCCAGUGUCUUUGGGAGGAACCAAAUUCAACAUAGUGACGUACAGAUUUCGAUACAGAGGAAAGGACUUGGUCGGAACAGCGUAUCCGGAAAUUUGAAUUCCACAUAAAAUACAUUGACCAAAUCGCAUUUCUUACAUGCCUUAUAAUAAAUAAAAUAAAACGGACCUUUAAAACGCUAAUCGCAAUUUUUGCGGAAGGAUGUAAAUGUUUAAUAUGUAAUAACAGUUUUACAUAAUCCCACAAAAAUAAAAAAUAAUAUGUCGCUAUAAUAGUCGCGAUUAAACUUUUAAAGGUCCGUUAUAUCUCUCUAUAUUUAGUACUCAUAAAGUUAAU
Messenger RNA from Dinoponera quadriceps, 2400 nucleotides. Its product is annotated as poly(U)-specific endoribonuclease homolog. NCBI's taxonomy places the organism in Eukaryota, Metazoa, Arthropoda, Insecta, Hymenoptera, Formicidae. The transcript is spliced from 9 exons. The coding region runs from base 151 to 2163 and encodes 670 amino acids. The record is from RefSeq and is a predicted model, not a curated record. Gene Ontology annotation, molecular function: RNA endonuclease activity.